Messenger RNA from Lucilia cuprina (Australian sheep blowfly), 3114 nucleotides. It is a transcript of the gene Mtp, whose product is annotated as microsomal triacylglycerol transfer protein. The transcript is spliced from 8 exons. Bases 166 to 2817 code for a protein of 883 amino acids. NCBI's taxonomy places the organism in Eukaryota, Metazoa, Arthropoda, Insecta, Diptera, Calliphoridae. Gene Ontology annotation, biological process: lipoprotein metabolic process; lipid transport. Gene Ontology annotation, molecular function: lipid binding. Gene Ontology annotation, cellular component: endoplasmic reticulum; Golgi apparatus; basolateral plasma membrane. The record is from RefSeq and is a predicted model, not a curated record.
UUCUGUUCUUGUUCUUACUACUUGUUUAGUGAUGUGCUAAAAUCGGGCUUGAGUGAAUUAAUAAAAUAUAUUUUGUAUCAAUGAAAUAAAAUACAAGGGAAAUUAUUAUUAUCAAUUAGAAAUAAAUUUUUCAUCUUAACAAGUUCCUCAUUUAAUUGUGUAAAAAUGAUUAUAAGAUUUUUAAGAAUAAUUGUCUGCCUAAUAUUUUAUUCAUGUUGCUGUUUAGCGGCGGCAUCUUCACCACUCAUACCCUAUGAGAGUCAACAGUACUAUGUUCUUGAGAAUAAAGUUUCUACAAAACAACUGCAACAUGUCUCUUCACAAGAAACCAGCUAUACCUUCAAUUCACUGCUCAAAAUAAAUUCAGUUUGGAAUUCAGACAACGAACAACUUUUACAAGUUUACUUUACUGAAAAUCGUGUCUCCGCUCCGGGUAAAAAGGGCAAUGUUAAAGUACAAGAAAUUGAAAAAAUCCCUGAUAGACCUUUUUAUAUUAGCUUUAUCGACAACAAACCAAGUAAAGUUAUUGCUCAUACAUCGCGGGAUCAGUCUCUGCUAAAUAUGGAACGAGGCAUUGCCUCGUUAAUGCAUAUUAAUUUUGAAAAUGGACCCGUUAGCGAAAUAGAUGUUUCGGGCAUGUGUAAUAAUUUCUAUAACAUCAAGUCGUCUACAAAAGUAAAUAAAAUCAAAACUGAUUGUUCCCACUGGGAUUUAAAGGUGAAUUAUAGAGCCGAAAAACCUUUAGGUGUUCAUCAAAAAUCAUUUGAAAGAGUUGAAUAUGAUUUGUCGGCUGAUGGUCAGUUGUUGCUAGCCUCUUCGGUGGAAACUCAUAAAUUAAGUUUGGAAGCCCUACCGGAAGUUGGUACUCAAGUAGAAUCUUUGUUGUUCUUAAAGCACACAACUUUUGCCGUUGAACCUGUAGAACAACUUCCCUAUAAAACUUCAGAAGAAGCUAUUAAGAGUUUAUUGGAGUGGUAUAGGGUAUUUGAAAUUGAAGCUGAUGUGGAUGGUGUUAUUAGUGAAAUUAAGGACAUUACAUUGAAACAACAAGUUGCAUCAUUUAAUAAAGAUUUAACCGAUGAUUUAAUAGGCAAAAAAGCCUUAGCCGAAGCCUUUGUUAAACUUGUACCUUUGGCUCGUAUUACCAAACAAGAAGAAUUUGUGGAAAUAUUAAAAUCUAAUAAAAAGUUACACUCCCAAUUGGUAGAUCUUCUAGGAGCGGUACAGACUAUCGAUGCCCAUAAAGCCAUUCAUGAAAUUUUUGAUUUUAACAAAAAGUCGGAUGUAGAUUUAUUGGAGAAAUAUUACCAAUCUCUUUCAGUUGGAACUCAUCCUGAAAGAUCUAUAAUUGAAGAUCUCUUUGAACGUCUUACAGCUGCUGAGGAAAAUGCCAUCAAAAAUGAAAAAUUACAAGAUUCAGUACUUCAGUGUGUGGCCUCGCUCACCCAUCAGUCAGGCUUCGAUGCUAACGACAAACUUUUGAAAGAAAUUAAAGAAUUUAUUUUAAAAAAUCUCCUUGAAAUUUGUAAAGAUGAAGUCUGCAAGACUCGUUACAUAAGAUCUUUACAAAAUCUGCGGGAUCCCACGACCAUUUCCAUUUUAAUGAAAUAUGCCUUAAAAGAGGAAACUAAAAUAUCUGUGGCCGCCAUGCAAGCCUUAAAAUCAUUCCCCAUUAUACAUUUUAAUGAGAAACAUCGUCAAGCUUUUACUCACAUCUUCUAUCAAAUACCAAAGAAAUACGAUUCCUCUGCUCGCACUUUGGCUUUGGAUAUACUCUUGGACAUGAAACCAACACCCGAACAAUUGGGACAUUUAUUGGAUUAUUUGGCCUCGAAUGAUCGUCAUUUCGAAAUUAAAACGUAUGUUAUACAAAAGCUGAAAAUGUUGUCGGAUAAAUGUCCACGCUUUAGGGCUCUGCUCGAGACUGGUUUGCACGAGCGACCUCACAUUAAUAAUUAUCACAUAAUUGGUCAAAAGGGUCUUACUACAGUUUUAUCUAGAGAAUUAUCUUGGGCUCCUGCUUUCAAUGAAAGUCUACUCAGUACUCAAGAAAUUUAUCAAGGCGUUUUGAAACGAGGUUCGGUUGAAUUGAUAUUAUCUGCUGGCAGAGAAGAAACUAGCACCUUCAAGCUGGGCAUCUAUACUAGUGGUUUAACAUCGUUUGUAGGAGAUAGUGAUGAGGAUACAAAUGAUGAUGACGAAGAAGUCGAUGAUAGUCCUGCUACUGCUGGUAUGGAAAUUGCUGUACAAGGGGUUCUCUUGAGACCUUUGAUAUUUUUCACCGGCCAAUCUGAAUUGAUGGGUCAUGUAUGGAGUGGCACGGCCUCAGAUCCUACACCAGCCUUCCAAGCCACCACUUUAGCUCAAGAUCAUGAACACUAUAUAAUAUUGUCAUCCGGAGCCACUGUCUACACGAGAGUAAUUGGUUCUAAAUCGGUGGAUUUGAAUGGCAAAGUAGAUUUUAGUAUAUGGAAUCGUAAUGCCAAUACCGAAAUUCAACAAAAUUCUGCUGCUGCCGUACAUGGCAUAAUGAAAGCUGGCUUUACUUAUGCCCAAGUAAGUAAUGAGUUUCUUUUGACCUAUGAGCCCAAAAUCAGCCUUCAAGCUGAUAUUGAUUUCUAUUCUGGUAUAAAAUUGUGCAUGCAAUUGCAAAGACCUGAAAUGCAGUUAAAACACUUCAACACUCAAUUGGUUACCUUACAAGCCGACCACAGAUUUAGCAAAAAAGUUUUGUCAAAAUACUCAUAUAACUUCCCAGGCCGUACUUUAGCUUUAAAUCAAAAGAAUAAUGAAAUGUGUAACAUGAUAUUCAAUUAAUUGCAUUUGUUUGGCAUUUAGUUUUUUUUCACUCGAAUUCCUAAGUUUAAUUAGGAUUAGUUUUUUCUUACUCGUUACUACCUCUUGGAACGACAAGGAAAAAAUUUAAAACUUGAUAAAUUAAAAAAAGUGAUUUCGUAUUUUUGUAUAGAAAAAUGUUUAUAUUUUUUGAUAUUUUAUGACUGUUGUGGUGCAUACUCAUGUAUAUUUUUCUUUUUUAAUAAUUGUUUUGCUACGGAUUUAUAAAGCUAAGCUUAAGUCUUAAAUUCUCAAAUAAAAUAAAUAACUUUAUAUGUA